AGUAGUUGUACCUGAUAUUGGGUUGGGGGUGGAUUUUAGAAUUUAAAAAAAAACUUUAGUAGUUAUUAGCAGUGAACUAUGUAAUAUAGUUCAGGUGUCGUAUCUGCAGGCAUUUUGUGUUUUCUGCUCAGAGUAUGAACUGAGCCUUACCUGCAGUUUUCAUUUUCAGCAUGUCUUCAUUUGCCUGCUGGCUGUGCCCAGAGAAGUUCAAGUCCAACAGAGACCGCAAAAACCACCUGAUUUCGAGGCCUCAUGAGCGGAUGCGGGUCCUGUGCCCUUUCUGUCCCCUCCGAGAUGGUAAGAAGGAAAAGUCUCUGCGUCGUAUGAGUGACCUCAAAGUGCACAUCGCAGAUAGCCAUAAAGCGGAGAAAAGGAUUUCAUCAGACAGCCUUCCUUCCGAUUUCUUCUCUGAGGCAAAUGGGUUCUGGCUGGCGGUACACCCCAAGGAUUAUCUGAAGCUGAUCACUCCUAAUUCCUGGCGGGCUGAUGCGGCUGUGCGGGCACGGACUGAGAUGAUAAGGUGGAUUCGAGUUAACCAGCUGAGCAAGCGCCGUCUACAGGAAUUGGAACAGGGGUGGGAGGCAGCCCGUGCACCCUCAUUGACACCGGAGGAGAAGUUCGUGCCGGACUACAGCGAGGAGCCUGAGGAAGACCUACAAGCACGGAAGAGAGCCAGGGAGUACUCCCCCUCCAGACCUGACCUCACUAGUGACUUUCAGCUCAAGACCAUCAGUCUGGAGGGUGGAGUGAUAAGCGUCUAUAUCACCAAGGAGGAUGAAGUCUUUAACGUCACCCUGACUCCAGAGGCAGCUCGGAAUCCUCAACUUCUGUCUUCUUUCAUGAGGAAGUCCCAGACACUGACCCAUGAUCCAUUUUUCCAGACACCGCCCACCAUGACUCCCGUGACCUCCCCAUCCAUAAAGAAAGUGCUGUCCAUUGUCCUGGCUGUGGGUCCUGAGCACUUUCAGAGCAUCAGGAAUGGAACCUGCCCCCCAGCAUAUGUACCAUCUAAGAUGUCCAGUGCAUGCCAUCCGCAGGAUCCUUCUCCCAUCCCAGGUCAACCAGAGAGCUCCACCAUUCCAUGCCAGCUCCAGGAUCUCUUCUCCAUUGAUAGCCAGCCAGAGGGCCCCCCUACCAUCGACAGCCAGCCAGAGGGCCCCCCUACCAUUGACAGCCAGCCAGAGGACCCCACUUCCAAUGAACAUCCUGUUAUUCUCUCAGACCAGCCAACUUUUGCCAUUCCUGUGGGUUUCAGCGGGCCACCUGAAAUUUCUCUGGCCAAGGACACUCCUGCCGAAGACCCAGUCAGCAUUGCAAGUGGAUCCAUUCUGGUGGAACUGGCAGAUCCAGACGCCCUGGCCUCCCUCAUCAACGUACCACCAUUUUGCACAGGAGGAGACAGCCAGCGAAGCAAGCCAGCCAGUUCUUUUUAUGCCGAUCCCCUUGCUUCAGCUGUCCCCAACACUACGGCAUCCAGUUCCACCAGUUCUGAAGCUGCAGGAACCAGUUUAACUUCGAGCAUGGACUUGUUGGAGAGCCAUAUUAUUUUGGACCGGGCGCGAACUCUGUUAGAGUUUGGUGUAAUGCCACUGUUGCCACCAGCAAGGAGAAACUGGUCAGGAGUUGCACCAUUCCCCAUUUCUCCAGAUAGGCCCAAACUCACUUGGCCACCUUCAGGAUGGGAAACCAUGACUUCGGAUCAGAAGCUGCAGGCGUGGGAGUUCACGGCCCUCUUCGUUGAGACAGAUGGUGUGAUCAAUUCUUCCUCUCUGACCUCAUCCAGAUCUGCCCUCCUCUGCAAAUAUAACUUCCUUUGUCUUCCUGGGUCAGCCAAGCCAGUCAUGAUCAAAGAAGAUGAGACAGACAGGAAGCUUAGAUUUUACAAUUACAAAAAACUGUGUGCUCUUGCAAGAAAAGGUGUUCAUUCUCUGGACGACAAUCUGUUCGUUGUGAUGCUCGAGGCUGCUUUCCUGCAGAGGAAAAAGACCAUGGACUCUGUCAUUAAUAUUAUCAAUGCUAAAAAUGUUCCACUUAGACUGUCCUAAAUUCAGGAGAAUUUCAUUUUUUUAAGUGGGGGGUGGUGUAAUAUGAUCAUCUAUGAUCAAUUAAGUAUUUCUAUUAAUAUUUCAUUGUGUAUUUCAUCAGACAUGCAAUCGUAGUUAAAAUGCCUCGUAUCAAGUUCAGUUAUUUAUUGUUAACCUGUCAAAGACCUGUUAUAGGCGUGAUUUAUCAAAAUACCAAUGUUUACAUGUUCUGAAUUAUCGUUCGUGUUUUGACACUACCCCCGUACUUUGUUUACAUUUUUACGAUAUCGAAUUAUCUGCUUUGACCCGUAAAUAGAUCGAGUAAAUACAUGAUAACUGUUUUAAACAUGUUUAUAUUUACCAGAUUAAUCACCCUGUUCAGUUUCAUGCCAUUUUAAUGCUCUUUCCGCGAGAUAAUCGUCAUUUUACCGCUCACAAACUUCUCUGUACGGAACAUGCUGUUUGACGGACCGCUUCACUCAUCGACAUGCAAACAUAUUCUGACACUUAUGUUUGUGUUAUCAACAUUGUUGUAUGCCUUAUUAAAUCAUGUAUUAUUGUAUUUAGAUGCUGACCACUAUUUUUCCGUAUUUUUACCUCAGUAUAAUCGGUGAUUGCUUUUAUCUGUCACCUCGAUUGAUGAACUAUGUCUUCGUAGCGAA
Molecule: messenger RNA, 2686 nt
Organism: Magallana angulata
Lineage: Eukaryota; Metazoa; Mollusca; Bivalvia; Ostreida; Ostreidae
Exons: 1
Coding region: 171-2045 (624 amino acids)
Source: RefSeq, a predicted model, not a curated record